AUGCUAUCCGACGUAACCUUACAUUCGCUAGUAAUUGAAUCCAAGAAGCCACCUAAAGCAAGUUACUCGGAAUGUUCAACAAUGACGGAUGCGAUGAAAACCGAGGACAAGGAAACGGAUCCGAUGGAGAGACGCUCCACAGCCGUUCAAACUGAAGUCGAUAACGUGGAAGUGAACGCGGACGGAGUGAUGAUAAGCGAAGAGACAAUCACUCUCGUUGAGUCAAUGCUGCACGACUCGGCUGCAUCUCGAAUCUAUGAUCGUUUAUUAUCAUUUCACUCAACUAGCCUCGUUCAACUUCAACCCAUUCGGACAUGUACGGUCUCACUUCUUUCGACUGAAACCCUGGAUGUGGUGUCGCUAUCAAGUGGCUCUGCAGGUCGUGUCGCUAUUCUUAUAGGCGAGACAGAUCACGACACAUGGUGUUGUCACGAGGGAAAGAUCAUAGUUUCGCAAAGAAGCAAGGCCACCUCUAUACCCCUGGCUGUAUGCCCGUCGAGUUCUUCAUGGUCGCCGCAGGGAGUUCUUGCAGUCGGGGAUGUGGCUGGAGAUGUUCACGUUGUGAUAGGCGAAACAGUGGCUAGUGCUUCGAAAUGGGGCGGUGUAGCAGUUAGGAGCGUAGUGGGACCGUUACUGGCACCACCCAUCGCUGCACUUUGCGACGGUCCCAUCUCGGUUCCAACUGCUGUCUCCACCGCGCCGUUUCGAGCACGUGAAGGCGUAAAUGUUCAGGUUCAUUCACAAACCGUCUCCGCUCUGGACUGGAUCUCAAAUUCCCAGCUGAUCUCGUGUGGAGAGGAUGGUAAUAUUAUUAUAUCUCAGCUGAAAGGGACUGGACUGGAAAACGUUAAGACUUUGCGACUCUCCGUGAGCGAUCUGCCCAGACAGAUUCGAAAUUCGGCCUCAUCCGAGAAACCAGUAUCGAUUAUCUCAAUGAGCAGGAGUGGUGAUGAGGCGUGUAUCGCAACAGAAACAGGCGGUAUAUGGAUCGUUCCGAUACCCGAUCUUCGCCUGAAAACAAUUCCAAGCGAGCCCCAAGCUGUUCAUACCAUUGUUUACACCUCACCAUUCAUUGCUUUGUCAGGAGAUGACGAUUCAACUAUUUUACUGAACAAUGACGGAAGUUUCGUCGAUACAUUCCCGGUGGCAGGCAGACAAAUGUGCAAAGUGGAGGAGUUUAUGGUUUUUGCGGAUGGAUCGAGAAUGAUUAUUUAUGAUAUUACGACCAGGAGAGUAGUUCUGGAUGAGAGAAGAAAUUCGCGAGGCUUGUGUGCCACUCCACUUGAUGAUAUUGUAAUAAUCAGUGAGAACGAGCUUAUUACCCUUAGGCUUGUGAAGAGCAGUUCGUGA
Necator americanus (New World hookworm) is the source of this 1350-nucleotide messenger RNA. RefSeq lists its product as uncharacterized. The transcript has 8 exons. Gene Ontology annotation, molecular function: protein binding. The record is from RefSeq and is a predicted model, not a curated record. The coding region runs from base 1 to 1350 and encodes 449 amino acids. Lineage: Eukaryota; Metazoa; Nematoda; Chromadorea; Rhabditida; Ancylostomatidae.